Molecule: messenger RNA, 987 nt
Organism: Plasmodium malariae
Lineage: Eukaryota; Apicomplexa; Aconoidasida; Haemosporida; Plasmodiidae
Gene: SIS1
Product: protein SIS1, putative
Exons: 3
Coding region: 1-987 (328 amino acids)
Cellular component (GO): cytosol
Molecular function (GO): protein-folding chaperone binding
Source: RefSeq, a predicted model, not a curated record
AUGGGAAAGGAUUACUAUUCCAUUUUGGGAGUUAGCAAAGACUGUACAACAAAUGACCUAAAGAAAGCGUACCGAAAGAUGGCCAUGAUGUGGCAUCCAGAUAAACAUAAAGAUGUGAAAUCAAAAAAAGAAGCCGAAGAAAAAUUUAAAAAUAUAGCUGAGGCAUAUGAUGUUUUAUCCGAUGAGGAAAAAAGAAAAAUUUAUGAUACAUAUGGUGAAGAGGGAUUAAAGGGUUCUAUACCUACAGGAGGAAAUACUUAUGUUUAUAGCGGAGUUGAUCCGUCUGAAUUGUUCAGUAGAAUUUUUGGUUCUGAUAGUAAUUUUUCAUUUACUUCAGCCUUUGAUGAAGAUUUUUCCCCUUUUACUACUUUUGUCAAUAUGACUUCGAGGAAGGCAAGACCUAACACCACCACAAAUAUAAACUCGAACAACUACAACAAACCCGCAACGUAUGAAGUGCCGCUAUCCCUCACGUUAGAAGAGUUAUAUAAUGGAUGUAAAAAAAAAUUAAAAAUAACAAGAAAAAGAUUUAUGGGUACAAAGAGCUAUGAAGAUGAUAACUACGUUACAAUUGAUGUAAAAGCAGGAUGGAAAGAUGGUACUAAGAUAACAUUUUAUGGUGAAGGAGAUCAAGUUUCACCUAUGUCACAACCAGGUGAUCUUGUAUUUAAUGUUAAAACAAAAACACAUGAUCGAUUUUUAAGAGAUUCGAAUCAUUUAAUUUAUAAAUGUCCUGUUCCGCUAGAUAAAGCUUUAACAGGAUUUCAGUUCAUUGUAAAAUCGUUAGACAAUAGAGAUAUAAAUGUUAGGGUAGAUGAUAUUGUUACACCGAAGACUAGAAAAAUUGUAUCAAAGGAAGGUAUGCCUUCUUCAAAGAAUCCAAGUGUAAGAGGCGAUUUAAUUGUAGAAUUUGAUAUUGUAUUUCCAAAAAGUUUAACUAGCGAAAAGAAAAGAAUAAUUAGGGAAACGCUAGCUGACACCUUUUAA